UGAGAAAGGAUAUGCUCGGUGGUGGCUUUGUUGAGAGGUCGAGAACGCCCCCCCGACGGCAAACGCGCCAGCAUGAGUCACAGCCACACCGCGACCCUCCUGCAGCGAAGACUUUUAGUUGGGCAUUCCCGCCUGUUUUUGUUCCGGAAUUUCAGACAUUUUCACCUUGUUUCAGGUCUAUGAUGUGAAUAUUCCUUAAGAAAAUGUUCGCAGAAACGAAACGACAUCAAUCGAUGGAGAUCUGCGGCGAGACCGGCAAGGUGUGCAUCUGAGCAAUGCUACCCCGCUCACGGAUCGCUUUGGAGCUCGGCGUGGCCGGGCCAAGUGUAUGGAUUUCCAAAGUCGCAUUUGAUUUGUCGAUCUGAUCUGUAGGUAGACCGUGCACACCGUUCCUUAAGUACCUUUUUCUGUGUCCUCACUUUUCAUGGCUUCCAGUUCCGCAUCCUUGUCCCGGCAGUUGUCCCUGACGAUUGCAUCCGCCGUGUCGUGCCAGCGAACGCAGUCUGCGUUCUCGACAAACCGUCCCCGUGUGGAUUUCCCCGUACUGUACAGAUGGAGCUCUUGCUGUCUGUCCACGUCUGCUGUCCGGCGCGUCGCGGGUGAGCGUGCCCAGGGUGAGUCCGGUUCAUUUUCAAAAAACACAGAUGCUCCUGAAAGGACUCGCGAGACGCGCGCCGACGGUGACAGCUCUUCACAAGGUGUUAAUCUGAGUGGCGGAACGGCUGACUCGCGGUUUGCUUGUGUGGAGGGAAGAUGUACCGGGCAGAAGCAGGCAGAGAGUUGCCGACACACGUGUUUCAGCCAGGAUGGACGCCCGAACAGCGGCGCUGGGGCUUUCCGGAGGUCGGGAGAAGGCGGGAGCGCGUCACCGACUUCUUCAAAAAACCCAGCGCUUCGCGGGUCGGUUACUCCAAUGCAUCGUGCUUACCGCUUCGACAGAAUUCUGGACUCGACAGAAGCAGACCCUCAGACCGUGGCGUACCUCGACAGGCUCGCGAUGACGGGGUUGAAGACGCUGGAGGUGCCACAAGACGUGAAAACGAAACUCGAGGUUUUGCUCAAGCAAGUCAGUCAAAAGCGAGACUUGGAAAACAUGGGCCGGUUCAUCAUGGCAAAACUCACUGCGCGCACCUCCGUCGAGCUGCCGAGAGUGCUGCCCUCGCGGCUGUUGCACAAUCCGCACGGUGACGACGCGUCACCCGACCCCAGAGACGAGGCAGAAGACGGGACUGACACAGAGGGUGGAAAGGCCGACGACUACGAAGCCGCUGCAGCCCACUCUGACCAAGAGGCACUCGCUUUCGCUGAAGACCGGAGGCACCGUCUUUUCAGGAAGUUCAUGGGAAGCCACUCCCCCGUCAGCGCCGCAGCGUACACCGCCCACCGGUACGCGGCCGUGUACGCUUCCUUGGUCAGAAUUCUGUCAGAAAUCAAGCUGCGCGCGCCAGACUUCAAACCGAGGAGAGUCAUGGAACUGCAGGCGGGUUUCGCGGCGGGCCUCAUGGCAACGUACCAGAUCUGGGGUUCGAGUCUCGGCGACUUGCCCGCCGAUGCGGCGCUCGCAGCCAGCCACACUUCUUCUGAGUGCGGAUCGUCUGAGGGGAAAUCGGCGGCUGCUGGCGAGCCGAGAGCGAGCGGCGAUACUGCGAGUGGCUUCGAGUACCUCUUGGCCGUCGAGAGAUCCGUGCACCUCGCGAACGUCGGAAAGUACCUGACGGCCGAGUUCGUGCCGAAAGUCAACUGGCAACUGGGAUUGUACGAAGAGGGCACUGAAGAAAGUUCGGGCGUCGACACAUCCGGGGCAGACAAAGCGUCGACCUCGGGGCAGCGGCGGCGCCUGGACCUGGUAAUCAUGCCGCACUGUUUGCUGAGUUCUGUCGACGGCCAGGAAAGUCGCCACAUGCUCGUGCGAAACGUAUGGAACCGCCUGAGUCACGGCGGCGUUCUGGUCCUGGCAGAGCGAGGCACACCGACAGGCUUCCGUGCCAUCCACGCGGUUCGCGAGCUGUUCAUCAAAGAGCUGGGCGUCGGAAAGUUCCACUUUCUGGCACCCUGUCCCCACGAAAGCAUUUGCCCUCUGGCACUGACUGGCCGAGACUGGUGCCACUUUGCUCAGCGCGUGCGCAGGCUGCCGCACCACCUCUACUGCAAGGGCAGCCGGGCAAAGAACGUGGAGGAAGACAAGUUCUCGUUCCUCGUCGUCCGGAAAAUGGAGGGUCCGCGGCGCAAGUACGUGUCGGAAGGCGAGUGCGCUUCUCUGGAGGAACAGAGCCACUUCUGGCCUCGCGUGGUGAUGCCCGUCGUGAAGGCCGGCCAACACUGUCUUCUCGACGUCUGCGCUCGACCUCACACCUUCGAGAGAGUCGCCGUCAGCAAGAGCAUGCCGCACGGCGCUGGUUACAAAUUCGCCAGAAAGGCUGCCUGGGGAGAUCUGUGGAGGUUUCCCAGGAGGGUGAUCCGGCCAGAAGCUCGCGGGUACACCAGCGAAGAAAUGCAGCAGCAUCUACUGCGACUCGCCGCAAAAAAUCGCGCGAAGGAAGCCAGGGGUCGUGAAGGUUCCGAACAGGUCGGAUCCAGGGAAGAACGCGAACGCUUGGAAGACGAAUUCGUCAGGUUCUUCGGGAACUAAGAAAACAGUUCUAAACCAGUUUGUAACAGCGAUUCAGAGCGUUCCUGAAUGGUGCGUUCGAGCAUGUUUUGCGGGGUUUAGAAAGCCACAAACUUGUGGUUUGGUAGCAUUUGUGUCAACGCGCCAAUGACCGACAAAAACCGGCGCAACUCAUGUGAUUAACUUAACAGCUGUGGCUGUCUUCAGCAGUCCCCGGAAUCUCGUCAGGUUUGGCGCUACUGCGAAACUUCCGUCUUCCCGCGAGAGCUCCUUGGAGCUGUUUUCUGAGGUUUCUUGCUAGUGGGAAAGCUCUGCGACGAUUCUUGCGAGGUGGGACUUCUCUGUCAGUUUUCCUAAACAACAAACACUAGUUCAUUUUCAGGGACGUGGACAUCCUGUUACAGGGGAAGGAAUAUCGUCCACUAGUGGCAGCAGGG
Molecule: messenger RNA, 3045 nt
Organism: Toxoplasma gondii ME49
Lineage: Eukaryota; Apicomplexa; Conoidasida; Eucoccidiorida; Sarcocystidae
Product: small ribosomal subunit Rsm22 protein
Exons: 1
Coding region: 425-2629 (734 amino acids)
Biological process (GO): translation
Cellular component (GO): mitochondrial small ribosomal subunit
Molecular function (GO): structural constituent of ribosome; methyltransferase activity
Source: RefSeq, a predicted model, not a curated record